Molecule: messenger RNA, 2803 nt
Organism: Hyposmocoma kahamanoa
Lineage: Eukaryota; Metazoa; Arthropoda; Insecta; Lepidoptera; Cosmopterigidae
Gene: MYPT-75D
Product: protein phosphatase 1 regulatory subunit 16A
Exons: 9
Coding region: 1-1899 (632 amino acids)
Cellular component (GO): cytoplasm
Molecular function (GO): protein binding; phosphatase regulator activity; enzyme inhibitor activity
Source: RefSeq, a predicted model, not a curated record
AUGGAGCACUCAGACUUGGUGUCUGAGAUGGCUCAGGUGGAGCACCUGACCACACAGGAACGGCUUCACCUAGCUAGGAGACGUCGCAUGCAACAAUUAAAACUAUGGCAGCAGCGAGAGAAAGAAUGGGCACGGUCGAAGACCAAGAGAGAGAAAAGCAACAAACGAAACAUCUUCUUCAGCGACAGCGUGAUGCUGCUCGAAGCGGCUGCCAGGAACGACAUCGAAGAAGUGCGCCGUCUCCUUCAACGCGGUGUGACACCAGACGCGACAAAUGAAGACGGUCUUACAGCGCUACACCAAUGCUGCAUCGACAAUAACGAGGCCAUGAUGAGAUUACUCCUCGAUUUCGGAGCAAACGUAAACGCAGAAGACAGUGAAAAGUGGACUCCACUACAUGCAGCAGCUACUUGCGGCAAUUUAAACUUAGUGCGAAUAUUAAUACAGCGUGGCGCAAACCUACUGGCUGUGAAUGGAGACGGAAACAUGCCAUAUGAUAUUUGUGAAGAGGAAAGAACCCUAGAUGCUAUUGAAAGUGAAAUGGCGGCGAGAGGUGUGACGCAAAGACUUAUCGAUGAUACUAGAGCGGCGACGGAAAUGAAAAUGUUAAUGGAUGUCGCGGAUUUAGUUAAAGCUGGAAUGGAUUUAGAUGAGCCAAGGGAUAGUCAAGGAGCUACUCUGCUGCAUGUAGCGUCUGCAAACGGAUACACCAAGGUUGUGGAGUUUCUGUUGGAGAAUCGCGCCUCGACAGACGUUGUUGAUCAUGAUAUGUGGCAGCCAGUACACGCUGCCGCUUGCUGGGGACAUUUGGAAGUAUUAGAGCUGCUGGUACAUCACGGUGCUGAUCUUAACGUGAGGAAUAAGCACGAUGAGACUCCAGCAGAUAUUUGUGAGGAAGGCGAGAUGCGCGAACGCAUCCUGCGGUUGGCGGCGGAGCAAGAAGAGGUGCGCCGGCGCGCCGCGCUCUCUCCUGGCGAGCGACUACGAACGGCGCGACGUUCAUCUUCCACGGCUAGCGCUAGCAGAGUCCGAUCAGUACGACGCACGUCGCUGCGGGAAAAGCAGAUGGCAGCUAAAGCUGACGCUCGAGGCGAGGCGCGACUUAGAGAAACUUUCGACUCGGCGGUCGACGACGAGUUCCAGGGCCUUACAAAUGGUGUUGAAAACGACCAGAAUACGGCGAACCUGCCCCCCGGCGAUCUGUCACACAAGCGAUUAUCAACAAGCUCAACCACUUCUAACCAAAGCUACGAAUCCUCAAACGUCGACUACGCAGUGCCUAAACACGCGUACAACCAACGUGCAAGGACAGGCGAUGCCAACGAAAAUGACAAAAACGCCUACAUCCCGCCAAAGAUAACCAACCCUCUAUUCGGCGUGAACGCCGCCUCCCACUACACACCAGGCUCCCAACAAGAAGCUAUUAAUGAACAACACAAAUACGAUAGGCCUCUACCCAAUGGCAUACGCAAAGCGCCAGAAGGACAAGACAACGACGCCUUCAAGCCCGAAGACGCUCUAGACGGUAGGGACGAUGUUAUAGUGAACUCAAAUCAGAUCAACCUUACCGAGACCGGCACGGGAACGGCCACGUACACCACCGACAAUAAUGGUAAAAUCAAUGUUCAUGUGACCGUCAUGAUUAAUGCAGGAACAUUGGCCGAUUUGAAGAAACAAAGAGCCCAGAUUCGAACAAACGGGAGCCCAGUGGAAAGCAGCCUGACUUCCACCAAUAAUCACAGCCUGAACUCAAUUCCAGAAGUGUCAAAAGACAUGCCGGUUCAACUUAACCCCUUAACACUGUCACCCAGUUCGGGGAAGGUCCCAAGAUUUUCUGGGAACACCAGUGACGUCGUCGGCGACACAAGAUCAUCACAUAGGUGCUGUAUAAUAAUGUAGAACUUUUGAAUGACUGUUUUGGGUGUCAUCCUGAGGGAUCAAAGGAUUGAACAAAAGUGAGCGUACAAGUCUGAUUUGUCUACAAAAUAUAGCUAGGCGACUGCCAUUUGUCAAAGCAGCUACUGUUUUUUUCUACUAUUUUCUCACUUAUGUACAAUGCAAUAAUUUAAUGACCUCGAAGACGUGAAUCUUCGUAAAUGCUUGCUAAAGUCCAUAAAGUGCAUGCAAAAGGCGGUCCUAGCUAUUUUUAGAAAUUUUGUAAAAAGUGUUGUCGAUGGACGCUGCCAUUGCCAUCGCUUCCUUGUGCAGCAACGGCUUGCUACCGCGUAACAAGUGUGAUUUGCUGAGAGCUCAACAGUUUUCUAGAGGUAAGGUGUACAGUACUAUUAUUGAAAGUCUAAGCUUCAAGGUCAUUCGAAUUUUGCGGAAACAAAUGAAGACAAAUAUCAUUGAGAAACUUAUUAAACCGUGAAACGACACUUCAAAUUUAACCUUAUAUAUGAACAGGUAAGGAUUAAAUCAAAAUUAGUGUUUGUGACUUUCUAAUAUCGACACGUACAUGUUUUCAUGAAAAAACAUCCGUUAAUUCGAAUAAGAAUAUAGCUACAUAACCUUAACGUAAUAUUAACAUUAUGUGUACACAGUUAAAGUACAUUUUUGAUUACAGCCUUAACUGAUGAGCGUGAAAGUUAUAUUAAUGAAAUAGGUUAACACACAAUCAUCAACUUCCGUGAAACUUAUUAGCCUCGAAGUUUGGACUUCACGAAGUAAUACUGUAUUUAAGUAGUCGUAGAAUCAAAUCCUAUAUUGAAAAUUUUAUGUAUAUUAGGGUGUUAUACAAGUUUAUAUCGUCUUAACAUUUUUGCAUUCCAUUCGUCGUCAUUUGUCAUUCCAUUUUGAUUAU